This is a messenger RNA of Haliaeetus leucocephalus (bald eagle), 2593 nucleotides long. It is a transcript of the gene PRKCQ, whose product is annotated as protein kinase C, theta. Gene Ontology annotation, molecular function: ATP binding; diacylglycerol-dependent serine/threonine kinase activity. Gene Ontology annotation, biological process: protein phosphorylation. The record is from RefSeq and is a predicted model, not a curated record. The coding region runs from base 254 to 2395 and encodes 713 amino acids. The transcript has 19 exons. NCBI's taxonomy places the organism in Eukaryota, Metazoa, Chordata, Aves, Accipitriformes, Accipitridae.
CACACACUAACAGAAAGUUGUUCUGAGUUUUGCAGUCGCCUAGACUUUUGCACAGGGGGCUGAUGGAAACUCAUCGCUCCACACUGCUGGAGAGUCCAAGUUUUAAAGUCAGCCCAGCCAGAGGAGCAGUUAUCCUCAUUCUUUCAGCUGAGAAAAUCCUUUCCAUGUUGUGCACAACUGUAAUGAAAAGAGAAGACCCUCUUGCCAGAGACUGAACUUGUCUGUCAGGAAAAUACUAUUUACAGGACUUGUCAUGUCUCCCUUUCUGCGUAUUGGUUUAUCCAACUAUGACAGCGGCCCUUACCUGCCAUCCCAGGGGGAGGUGAUUAACCCUUACUGUGCCGUGAUGGUUAAAGAAGCCGUGGAGUCAGAAAAUGGCCAAGUGUACGUGCAGAAGAAGCCCACCAUGUACCCACCCUGGAACAGCACUUUCGACGCCCAUAUCAACAACGGCAGGGUCAUGCACAUCAUCGUCAAGGACAAAAGUGCCGAAAUGGUUUCAGAGACCACGGUGGAACUCAAGGUGCUGGCGGAGAGGUGCAAAAAGAGCAAUGGGAAAACAGAGAUAUGGCUAGAACUGAAACCUCAAGGCCGAAUGCUGAUGAAUGCAAGAUACUUCCUGGAAAUAAGUGAUGCAAAGGACCUGGCUGACUGUGAGACUGAAGGCUUCUUCUCCUUGCACCAGCGCAGGGGAGCCAUCAAACAGGCCAAAAUCCAUAAUGUCAAGUGUCACGAGUUCACGGCCACCUUCUUCCCACAACCCACCUUCUGCUCUGUCUGUCAUGAGUUUGUAUGGGGUCUGAAUAAACAAGGCUAUCAGUGCAGACAAUGUAAUGCUGCCAUUCAUAAGAAGUGCAUUGAUAAAGUAAUAGCCAAGUGUACAGGAUCAGCAAUCAAUAGCAGAGAAACAAUGUUCCAUAAAGAGCGGUUCAAGAUUGACAUGCCUCACCGCUUCAAAGUCUACAACUACAAGAGUCCAACUUUCUGUGAGCACUGCGGCACGCUCCUCUGGGGCCUUGCACGGCAAGGAUUGAAGUGUGAUGCAUGUGGCAUGAACGUCCAUCACAAGUGCCAGACAAAAGUAGCAAAUCUUUGUGGAGUUAACCAGAAACUAAUGGCUGAAGCUCUGGCAAUGAUAGAGAGCACCCAGCAGGCUCGCUCUCAGCGUGACACUGAACAGAUCUCCAGGGAUGGACCUCUUGAAAUUGGCUUCCCAGUUCCAGCGAAGGAGGUAACACCGCUUCAGGCAUUGCCAGCAUCUACAACAGGAAAAAAAGAGCCACAGGGCAUCUCCUGGGAGACUCCGGUGGAGGGCACAGUGAAGGGGGAGGCUCUAAUAGAGUCGGACUUGGGAGACCAACCCCAGGAGCGGGAAGAGCACCAAGUGCAGCUAAAACUAACCAUCGAAGAUUUUGUCCUGCACAAGAUGCUGGGGAAGGGCAGUUUUGGCAAGGUGUUCCUCGCCGAGCUGAAGAGCACAGACCAGUAUUUCGCUGUGAAAGCCCUGAAGAAGGAUGUGGUGCUGAUGGAUGAUGACGUUGAAUGUACGAUGGUGGAGAAGAGAGUCCUCUCCUUAGCUUGGGAGCACCCAUUCCUGACUCACGUCUUCUGUACGUUCCAGACCAAGGAAAACCUCUUUUUUGUGAUGGAAUACCUCAAUGGAGGAGACCUCAUGUUCCAUAUACAGAGUUGUCAUAAGUUCGACCUUCCCAGAGCAACGUUUUAUGCUGCUGAAAUCAUAUGCGGGCUCCAGUUCCUCCAUUCCAAGGGCAUAAUAUACAGAGACUUGAAGCUAGACAACGUCCUCUUGGACAAUGAGGGGCAUAUCAAAAUUGCUGACUUUGGGAUGUGCAAGGAGAACAUGUUUGGGGAUGCGAAGACAAGUACUUUCUGUGGGACUCCUGACUAUAUCGCUCCUGAGAUCUUGCUGGGGCAGAAGUACAACACCUCCGUUGACUGGUGGUCCUUUGGUGUCCUCCUGUAUGAGAUGCUUAUUGGCCAGUCUCCUUUCCAUGGCCAAGAUGAAGAGGAGCUUUUCCAGUCUAUCCGUAUGGAUAACCCAUUCUACCCUCGCUGGCUUGACAAGGAUGCCAAGGACAUUUUGGUGAAGCUUUUUGUGAGAGAACCUGAGAGAAGACUGGGAGCAAGAGGGAACAUCCGCCAGCAUGCCUUUUUCCGGGAAAUAAACUGGGAAGCUUUAGAAGAAAGAAGGAUGGAACCUCCUUUCAAACCAAGAGUGAAAUCUCCGAGUGACUGUAGCAACUUUGACAAGGAAUUUCUAAAUGAAAAACCUAGACUGUCCUGUGCUGACAGAGCGCUGAUUAACAGCAUGGACCAAAAUAUGUUCAGCAACUUUUCUUUCGUGAACCCUAAAAUGGAGAAAAUAUUUUCCUGAGAUCUGCCUUUCUGAAGGGAUUCUCUGUAAUGGUUUGAGUAACACUUUGUCAACUGAAUACUAUGCAUGGUUAUUUUUAUCAAGAACCCACCAGAAAAACACCUCAGUGAAAGUUUGUACCAUGCCUGGAGGCUUCCAGCUUAUUCCAGUCUGUAGCAGAUGCCAGCCACUCUUCACUAAUGAUGAAGUUUCUUUGUG